Messenger RNA from Oppia nitens, 571 nucleotides. RefSeq lists its product as uncharacterized. Lineage: Eukaryota; Metazoa; Arthropoda; Arachnida; Sarcoptiformes; Oppiidae. The record is from RefSeq and is a predicted model, not a curated record. The coding region runs from base 145 to 537 and encodes 130 amino acids. The transcript is spliced from 3 exons.
UUUAUAAUUAAAUCAUUGUUGUUUACAUUGGUGUUUAUCGUAUCACUAGCUAUUGGCCAAGAGCUUGAAGAUGAUGUUGAAUUGGUGCCAGCGAUCAAUACAUCACCAAAAGGCAGCUCAGGUAGUCUACCAGAUCUCCAUCCAAUGAUACCGUCCAUCAACUUUAACUUAGGCAACGACACGAUGCAAGUAUUUCGUACACUACGGGAUCGGAUCAGCUCCGGGUGGCAACAAAUGCGAGUCCAUUUACAGGACCGAUGGCAACGAUCCAUUGAGAAACUUCAGCGGAAAGCCGUCGAAUCGUUGGAUCGGUUGAACCGAUAUGUCGGGGACCGUAUUGACCGAUCCCAGGAUGAGUCGACCAAACAAUAUCUCAGACAAUUGCAGACUAGUAUCCAACAGAUUACCGAUGCUCUCCGWAAUCUGGUCACUAGUGUUGAGCGGAAACCGGGAACCAYUGGCAGCGGUUCGGGUAGUGAUAAUAAGCCAGAGAUUCAACCCGAGUAUACGGUCGAUGCCCGUAAUGAUGGCCAAUAAUAAUACAUAUUUUUUGUGUGUGUGUGUGUGUGUG